Loa loa (African eye worm) is the source of this 654-nucleotide messenger RNA. RefSeq names its product low-density lipoprotein receptor domain class A containing protein. The transcript has 2 exons. NCBI's taxonomy places the organism in Eukaryota, Metazoa, Nematoda, Chromadorea, Rhabditida, Onchocercidae. Gene Ontology annotation, molecular function: protein binding. Bases 1 to 654 code for a protein of 217 amino acids. The record is from RefSeq and is a predicted model, not a curated record.
AUGAUGGCCCCAUUUGCUCAGAAAGUAAUAACACCGUUGAAGGUUUUUCCCCCUUGCGGCCAUCGCGGUGAUUUUGUCAUCAACCAAAAGACCAACCCAUCGAUAGAUAUCCAAUUAAAUUCCGGUGUAGGUGCUCAAAUACCUAGUAUUAUUGGCCAUAAUUUGGAUACCGCUGCACAAGUUUCCUCUAAAAUAUUAGUCAAAAAUCGAAGCUCUAUCAUACGACAAUAUCAUUGCCCGUCGAAUACAUUCCGAUGUGGUGAUGGUUCCUGUAUUCCUCAGGACUGGAUCAAUGAUGGUGAAACAGAUUGUCAUGAUUUAUCAGAUGAGAAGAUCCGAUCUACUACAGCAUUGUUUCAACCAAUUGAAUCUAGUGAAAAUAUCGAAUAUCCGACUACCACUGAGGAAACUCUUGAUGAUCCAUUUGAUCAUAUUGUAACAUUUCCAUCCAUUGAUCAAUUACCUAUUUCCAUUUCACCAUUACUACGAUCUGAUGGAACAAAAAGUUAUCCUUCAAUAAAUCAUACAUACGGUUGCUCCAAUAUUAUACAAAUACGAGUAAAUCAAUGCUCCACAGAUCUUACCGAUUGGAUCAAGAAUUUAGAACAAGUUAAUUUGACAAAUUCAUCCAUAUUAAAUGACGAAACAAGGUAA